Molecule: messenger RNA, 981 nt
Organism: Paramecium pentaurelia
Lineage: Eukaryota; Ciliophora; Oligohymenophorea; Peniculida; Parameciidae
Source: the annotation of a GenBank genome assembly
CAAUGAAAAAUAUAAUUGCAGCCACAUUGACGACUCUACUGAUAGGUUUGGGUUUCUACCAAGUAAAUUUAGAUUCUGCUUCUGAUUUUGAAAGAUGGGCUUUAAAACAUGGCAAAAGUUAUUAUGGAGAUGAAAAAAUUUACAGAUAAACAAUUUAUUAUCAAAAUAAAUAAAUGAUUGAUUAACAUAACAAAAGAAAUGAUAUUACUUAUUAAAUGGCAGAAAAUCAAUUUAUGACUAUUACAAAUGAAGAAUUUAUUAGACUUUAUUUAAAUACUAAAUCAACUGAAUAAUUAAAUGAUUAAGAUAAAGUUAAAAGAAAUAAUAUACAUUAAUCUUCUGAACCAAUCAAUAAAGAAAAUAAAAAAUGGCCAAUUGAUUGGAGAGGUUUGGUAAAAGUUAAAAAUUAAGGAUCUUGUCCUUCUUCUUAUGCAAUGUCAGCAACUAGUGUAGUCGAAGCAAAAUAUGCAAUUGAUAAAGGAAUAUCUAUAACAUUAUCAGCACAAUAAGUUGUGGAUUGUCAAUGGCUCAAUGAUGGAUGUGAUCCUAAUGAUGGUAGAAAUUCAGCCCUUAUGGCAUUAAGAUACAUAAGGUUAUAUGGAUUAUAUAAUGAAUACUAAUAUCCAUAUAGUGGUGAAACAUAGAGUUGUUAACUAAAUGAUAAUGGACCUUGGAAAAUUGCAGAUUACUGGAUGUGGACUGAUAAUUAUUGGUAUAACUUCUAAAGGCAUCUUGAGAAACAACCUAUAUCAAUGAAAGUUGAUGCCAGUAAAUGGUAAUUCUAUGGUUCUGGUAUAUUUUCUGAUUGCACUAGCAAUUCAAAUUAUUAUGCAUUAGCUGUUGGUUAUGAUUCAUCAGAUAAUUGGUUUGUUUAAGCAUCUUUUGGAACUACUUGGGGGGAAUCUGGAUAUAUAAGAUUAGCACCUGGAAAUACUUGUGGUAUUUUAGAUUAUUUUUGGUAAGUGGUGUUGUAUAAUUGAU